AUGCCUGUUUUGAAGAGACCUUCUUCAGCGGCUGACCUUCAACCAAAGAAGAGGCCUGCUGCUGGUGGCUCCAUCAAAGACGUGGUUUCUGAGCUGAAGCAGUCCCACGAUCAUGAUGAUGAUGCCAAUGAUGGUGAUUCCACCAACCGAGACAAGCAGAAAGCCCAGAAAUUCCACAAGAUGUUGAGCCAGGGGUCGCUACCAGACCAUAUCGUCCACAUGUUCAAUAUCGAGAGCAAGAAAAGCAAGGAGGGUGUCCGAGCCUACCAAACCAAGCUAAUCAAUUCCUUGUUUUCCAAACAGUCAGAUGGAACUUUCAGGCUCCAAACUGAUCAGCACGAGUUUCAGGAGUACCGGAAAAUUUUCCAUCAGAGUCUCGCGAAAGACAAAACAGAGUCAUUGCCCCGUACUCUCAUGCUUGCAUCUCAUUUCCAUGGAGAUGAGCAGCUCAUGAAGAAAGCCAUUGACAAUGGUGAGUUGGUGGCUAAGUAUGACAAGGAGGCGAAGCUUGAGUACCUCCAGUUCAGAAAGUUCUCCAAUGCCGAGGUGCGUGGCAAUGAGGAAGGCGAACGCGUGAUUGGGAACAAGAAGCUGUCCAGAGACCAAGCUCACUCCUUGGCCGCUGUCAUGAGCAAGCUCAAGUGGAAGUUCGAACUGAGCAAGGCCGAUGAAAAACAGUUGGAGAACGGAAAUGAGAUCCCCGAAAAAACAAAGAAGCUUGCCGCGAAGGCCAAGGAUGCAUGUGAACGCUUACUCAAGGAUGGAUCAAAGUUGGUGGGCCAUGCCGAGACCCAGAAUUUGAUCAAAGAUGGCUACAAGACCUUGUCCAACCACAUCAACAAUUUGAACAACCUCUUGAUGUUCAGUGAGUUGCCUGACAAAGCCACGAUCAACGCGCAGAGCUUGGAGAACUUCAUUGGCACCAUCGCCCGGGAUGUGGAUCAGUACCAUGGCGAAAUUCAGGCAGCCAAAGCAAGGGCCAAGGCAAAGUCCUAA
Molecule: messenger RNA, 996 nt
Organism: Cladocopium goreaui
Lineage: Eukaryota; Dinophyceae; Suessiales; Symbiodiniaceae
Source: the annotation of a GenBank genome assembly